Molecule: messenger RNA, 648 nt
Organism: Theileria orientalis strain Shintoku
Lineage: Eukaryota; Apicomplexa; Aconoidasida; Piroplasmida; Theileriidae
Product: Rab GTPase
Exons: 7
Coding region: 1-648 (215 amino acids)
Cellular component (GO): Golgi apparatus
Molecular function (GO): GTP binding; GTPase activity
Source: RefSeq, a predicted model, not a curated record
AUGUCAUACUAUAAAUAUUUGUUCAAAUAUAUUAUAAUUGGUGAUACUGGAGUUGGGAAAAGCUGCCUCCUUUUAAGAUUCACCGACAAACGAUUUAAACCUGAUCAUGAUCUCACAAUUGGAGUUGAAUUUGGAACAAGAUUUAUCACUGUACAAGGAGAGCAAAUAAAGUUGCAAAUUUGGGACACGGCCGGUCAGGAAUCGUUUCGUUCAAUCACAAGGUCUUAUUACCGUGGUGCCGCCGGAGCCUUAUUAGUUUUUGAUAUUUCAAGGAGGUCCACAUUUGAUCACUUGACUAAAUGGCUUGAGGAGGUUAGGGACCACGGAUCGCCUACCAUGACAAUUAUACUAAUUGGAAAUAAAACAGAUGUUGCCACUAGAGAAGUAGAAUACCAUGAAGGGAAGCAGUUUGCCGAACAAAACGAUUUGAUAUAUAUGGAAACGUCGGCAAAAGGAGAUUAUAAUGUCGAAGCAGCUUUUUUAACAACCGCUGAAAUGAUAUAUGAAAACGUUAAAAAUGGCUUAUUUGACAUAGAAUCAGGGGUUCAAGGUGUUAAGAGGGGUCCUAUUACUAUAAGCCAGAGAAGGCCUGUGCCAUUUCGUGAUGGUGCUGGAUCAUUCAACAUACAUUGUUGCCCUAACCGAUGA